AUGGGCCCUCCACCUCUGCACCUCGACUACACCGCCAACACCUACCUCGUCCUGUCGUCCUCGUCCUCGUCCUCGCCCCCGCCGCCUCUCCCCGCCUCGGACGCUGCCACCCUCUCGUCCCGCCUCAGCUACGCCGGCCCGCUCGGCCCCGGCAACCUCGACAUGGAGCACGUCUUUGUCCUUGGCGGCGUCCCGAGCGGCAGCAGUGGUGCGGCCCCGUCGGACGACCAGCGGCAACUCGUCGAGCACGCGGCCGAGGUCUUGCGGCGGACGGGCGAGGGCAAGGUCGAGGUCAUGGCGCCGCACAUGCGCUCCAAGCGCUGAUCUCGAGCUGGACGAGCCGGCGACAGAGGCGUGCGGCGCGGGAGACGGCCGGAACGCGUGGUCGCCGGUCGACGCCUGGGGCUGCUCGUGCAGCUCAUCCGCCAGCGCAACAGCAUCGGAACCAGCCCCGCUAGCCGUGCGUUCUGGAGCGCGUCCGGCUCGAGCGGCGACAACGAGCGCCAUGACCUCGACCUCGCAAGGCGGGAUGCGCAUCCUCAAGCGCCCACAUCGACGCCUGCAGGUCGUUGGCGAGGGCGAGGUGGAAAAGGAGGGGCCACAUGUAGCCAAGCGCGCUGCAUCUUCGUCGAUCUCUCCUUC
Rhodotorula graminis WP1 is the source of this 642-nucleotide messenger RNA. RefSeq lists its product as uncharacterized. The transcript has 2 exons. The record is from RefSeq and is a predicted model, not a curated record. NCBI's taxonomy places the organism in Eukaryota, Fungi, Basidiomycota, Microbotryomycetes, Sporidiobolales, Sporidiobolaceae. The annotation marks the transcript as partial.